UUUCAUACUGCUCUUGUUAACAAAUAGAAAAAAAAAAAACGAGAGCAAAUGAUGUGCAAUUUGAUCUUAUAAAUAUAAAAAAAAAAAAGACUAUUUUGUGUUCCAUUUAACUAUCUCGUAAAGUCAUCUAAUUAAAGUCAGAACAUCGAGCCAGAUAGAGUCAAAAAAAAUCUAGAGUUGAAAAAAAAUAAACACCUUUUGAUAAAAAUAUUUAGAAAAAUUUUCUAUUAAAUCCAUCAGGUUUUAAAAUGACCAAGAAUUUUUUUUAUCAAUGUUUUAAAAUCUCACUUUUAAUCCUCUUUUUAAAACAAGUUUUAAAUGGAAAAUUCUUGUUUUUUAUUUUCUUCAAGAUAUUGGUGACAUUUUCACCAGGUAGAAUUUAUGAUAGUAAUCUUAAUCCAGCACUUUCUUAAUAUAUUCUAUAUUUACUUUGAUGAUUUGUCUGGAUGUAAGAAUUAAGCUUGAAAAAUAAAAUAACAAGAUGAAUAACAUUGACCUGAGUUACAGAAUUAAACUCAUGAUAUGUAAGUGAGUUUUUGUAUAUUUUAUUCAGUGUUUACACUCAGUUUGCUUGUUGAAUAAGUGAGUUCUAUACUCUUUCAUGUGAGUGUUCUGUGUUGAUAUCAUGAUGUUCCCAGUUAUAACUUAUAAUAUUGUCAGACAAAGAAGGGGUCUCAUCUACACUGUAGUUGUUUUUUUUAUUUUUUUCGUUUUUUAAACUUCAGUCUGUUAGUCACUCUCGACAGCUCGUUGCGAUUAGACUUAAUCAUUAACUUAUAGAUAAAUUUUUUUAUCAUAUCUAUAAAAACAAUUUAACGAAAUUUAUUAAAAAAUCGUAAAAAGGAAUUACAAGAUUUGAAAAAAAAUAACAAAGUGGAUGUUUAAGUAUUUUUCCAAGUUAUAAAAAAAAUUAUUAUUUACAUUUUUUUUUUCUUUAAUUAAUUUUGGUUUAAUUAAUAAAUAUUAGAAAAAAAAAAAUAUUGCAUGGACAUUGAAGUAUUGAAGUUGUACCGGUGAGUUGUGUAAUUUUUUAUUGAAAAAAAUAAUCAAUUUAUUGUUAAAUAAAUAUCAUACACAUGGUUACUGACAACAGUGAUAAAGUAACACAAGUCAGUAUGACCAAGGACAAACAGUCAUGGUUUCGAGGUGUACGAAGCAGUAAAUUUCGUCAUGUUUAUGGUGUACCAGCAAAGCGUGAUAAAUGUUAUGAUAAUAUUAAAAUAACUAAGAACGCUCAUGAUUCACAAUUUUGUUGUGUUAAUCCAAAAUUUUUGGCAGUUGUUACUGAAGUUGCUGGUGGUGGUGCAUUUCUUGUCAUCCCACUAGACCAUACUGGUAGAUUGGAUUUUAAUGCACAUCGUGUUACCGGACAUAAAGGUCCAGUUUUAGAUAUUAAAUUUAAUCCAUUUAAUGACAAUGUCAUUGCUUCUUGCUCUGAUGAUUGUACUAUUAAAUUGUGGCAUAUACCUGAUGCUGGACUAUCAAGAAAUCUUACUGAAUGGCUAGUUGAACUUCAAGGACAUAAACGUAGAGUUUCAUAUAUUGAAUGGCAUCCAGUUGCUGAAGGUGUAAUUUUUAGUGCUGGUUUUGAUCAUUUAAUUAUUGUUUGGGAUAUUAAUCGUGGUGAAGCUAUUAAUAUUAUUGAUCAUCAUCCAGAUGUUAUUUAUAGUAUGUCAUUAAAUAGAGAUGGUAGUCUUCUUGCAACAACAUGUAAAGAUAAAAAAUUAAGAGUAUUUGAACCUCGUUCAGGAAUUGUUGUCUCUGAAGGAAUAUGUCACAGUGGAACAAAAGCUAGUAAAGUUAUAUUUCUUGGUGAUUCAGGAAGAUUAUUGACAACUGGAUUUAGUCGUCAUUCAGACAGACAGUAUGCUGUUUGGAGUCAACAUGAUUUAUCAAAUUCACUAACAUGUGAAACAAUUGAUUCAUCAAGUGGUAUUGUUUUUCCAUUUUGUGAUAAUGAUACUAAUAUGGUUUAUCUUGCUGGAAAAGGUGAUGGAAAUAUUAGAUACUAUGAAAUUGUCAAUGAAGCUCCUUACAUACAUUAUCUAAGUCAAUUUAUAUCUGGUAAUCCUCAAAGAGGUCUUGGCGUCAUGCCAAAGCGAGGAAUAACAACAAGUGCAUGUGAAGUUUUUAGAUUUUAUAAGCUACAUGCAAUUAGAGGAAUGUGUGAGCCAAUAUCAAUGAUUGUUCCUCGUAAGAGUGAUCAAUUUCAAGAGGAUUUAUAUCCUGAUACAGUUGGUACAACUCCUGCUUUAUCAGCAAAAGAUUGGAUCAGCGGAAUGAAUUGUCCGCCUGUUUUGAUAUCAUUAAAAACUGGUGGAGGAAUUACAACUCAUAAACCAAGAGUUUAUAAACCACCACAAAUACAACCAGCUGCUGAUGUUAAUACAAAGAAAAAAUUUGCUUUUCUUUCAACUGAAACAAUACCAGAUUAUCGAUCAGUUGAUUCACUUGACAUUGAAAAAAGUCAAAAAACAUCAAAUAAUCAAAGCACUAAAAUUCAUCAAUUACAACAACGUUUUGGAAAUGUUAAUAUUCAGCACAAUACAUCAAUGAAUGACAACAAGAAUCAUGAAUCAAUUGAUGUUCCCAAUAAUGAAGCUGAAUUACGUCUUGUUUAUGCAAGACAAACUGAAGAACUUCGUUUAGUUAAACUACAACUAACAACUAGUCAACGACGUGUUAAAGAACUCGAAGAGCAAAUAAGAAAACUUCAAAUACAUUAAAAUUUGAAACGACCAAUAAAAAAAAACAACAACAACAAUCAUUUAUUUAUGAUAAACGUAAUAUUUGUGGAGAUAAAAUUUACCAAAUAUAUACUUAAUUUUGCUGAUCAAUCAACAAGAAAACCUGCAAAAUUAUCGUAAAUGUUUUAUUAUUAUUAUUCUUAUUAUUAUUAAAUUUUAAAUAACAAAAAAAUAAUUGGUACAAAAACACAUGUGUGUAUAAACUUGUAAAUUUUUUUGUUUGUUUCUUCUUUGAAAAAAAACUUGAGCCAGCCUUCAGGCAAACUCUCAUUCCCAAUUAUUAUUACUAAUUUUUUUUUCCAUAUUUGUUUAAUGAAUUAAUUGUGUUUAUGUUUAUUGUUUUAAACAAUCAAAUUGUUUACAAAUAAUUAUUUAAAUUUAUGUUUAAUUUGACUGUUGAUAUUAUUUUUUUAUAUCGUUUUUCUUUUUUUUUUUUCGAAUUAAAUUAAUUGUAAAUUAAAUAAUGAUUUUCAUCUUUUUGUAUUUUUAGAUAUUGUAUGUAUUUUUUCAUACCUCAAUGUAAUUGAUAUUAUAAAAAUUAGCUAUAACUAUAUACGUAUGUGUGCAAAUAAUUUUUUUUUUUCAAAUUUUGUCUGCAUAUCUCAGUCCUUUAUAAAAUUUCAAAACACAAAAAAAAAUACAGUAAUGAUUUAGUGUGCCUUUGUAAAAUUAAUGCGAAUUCAUUUUUUAAAACUGUGUGUGUUUCAUAAACAAUAAACAAUUAAUAUAACAAAUUAAUAUAUAAAAAACGAAAAAAAAAAAUAUCCUGAAAUAGUUGUGAUUAAAUGAUAUAUUCAUAAAUAAAAAUAAAAUCAUAUUUUCAAUGAUUAAAAAUAAAAUUGAAUGACAUAAAUAAAUUAAUAAAUUUUGUCAAUUUAUGAAACUAAAUUUUAAAUAUUGAAAGAAAAAAAAUAAACAAAUUUUGCCAAUGUGCCAAUAAUUGGUGAGACUUUAAAAUUUUUAAAAAACAAAAUAAUAUAUCGCAUAAAUAACUUAGGCAUAUAAUUUAUAGUCUAACAACAGAUGCCUUAAAUGUAUUAAAUAAAAACAAAAAAAAAAAAAA
This is a messenger RNA of Aphidius gifuensis, 3810 nucleotides long. Its product is annotated as coronin-2B-like. The coding region runs from base 1077 to 2726 and encodes 549 amino acids. Gene Ontology annotation, molecular function: actin filament binding. The transcript has 10 exons. The record is from RefSeq and is a predicted model, not a curated record. Gene Ontology annotation, biological process: actin filament organization. Lineage: Eukaryota; Metazoa; Arthropoda; Insecta; Hymenoptera; Braconidae.